AUGCCUGAAAACUUUGGAUUAAAUCGAAUACCCGGCAACCGGCCACAGCAAAUGGAUUACCAACAGCAUUCAUCACCGACAGUUUUAACAAACAUCCAUCAGCACGGAGGUCACGCAUUGGUUCAUGCUCUCGGUCAACAAGCGCUACAAAUACAAAAUGAUACAAACGAUAAUAACACGAGAUGGUCGCAAUACCAUCAUUUAUGGAGGCAACACAUGUUCAUAAACGAAAUUCUUAAUAAUAUUCUCUACUAUCGGAUGAGUGCGUGA
This is a messenger RNA of Pediculus humanus corporis (human body louse), 270 nucleotides long. RefSeq lists its product as uncharacterized. NCBI's taxonomy places the organism in Eukaryota, Metazoa, Arthropoda, Insecta, Psocodea, Pediculidae. The coding region runs from base 1 to 270 and encodes 89 amino acids. The transcript is spliced from 2 exons. The record is from RefSeq and is a predicted model, not a curated record.